AUGUCUUGUGAAAACGAUAAACUUGUGCUACUUAAGCUUAAACUAAAACAUGAACGAGAAGUGCUUAAAUUGCGAAACAAGGAGCGUUCUCUUACUGAUGACCUUAGUUCUUUGAAGAGGGAAAUUGACUAUUUAACAGAACAAUUGGAGGCAAGUCAGUUGAAGUCUAUUCUGAAAAGACAACUGACUCAAAAUAAACAUCAAAUUUCGUUAAUAGAAAUAUGUACGAGUCUUGAGAAUGUAAAAAAUGAAGAUCACAUUAAUGUUUUGAACGGCCACUUGAAAAGUUUUCAGGAGCUCUUCGAUAAAGGGCCUGCCGCUUUCGUCGUGUCAAUUUUGCGUACAAGAGAGAUGCUGGAAAUUGGUUCGGCAGUGGGAGAGUUAGAGAUCGGCCGAGGAGCAGAUGUAUUAGGUGACUACGUAGUGUCCAGAAAAGUAGAGUACGAAGAAAACGCCUCGCAUAUAUUCUCGCCAGAUGUUAUGACUUGGUUGUUAUAG
Molecule: messenger RNA, 498 nt
Organism: Arctia plantaginis
Lineage: Eukaryota; Metazoa; Arthropoda; Insecta; Lepidoptera; Erebidae
Source: the annotation of a GenBank genome assembly